Messenger RNA from Ustilago hordei, 537 nucleotides. RefSeq lists its product as uncharacterized. NCBI's taxonomy places the organism in Eukaryota, Fungi, Basidiomycota, Ustilaginomycetes, Ustilaginales, Ustilaginaceae. The record is from RefSeq and is a predicted model, not a curated record. Bases 1 to 537 code for a protein of 178 amino acids. The transcript has 2 exons.
AUGAUUUGUAUUGUAGCUAGAGGUCAGGUUGUGAUUAAUGUUGAAGGACAUGUGGUGCACUUAACUGAUAUACUCUAUGUCCCAGAUGCAAACACAAACCUGAUAUCAGUAUGGGCUUUAGCAAACAAUGGCAUACAUGUGACUUUCGAAUCUGAUAAAGCACAUCUUGAAUGGCCAGACAGCUACAAUGAUCCUAAAAGAUGUAUAUUUAGCCACAACUUCAUUCAUGAAUGGUGUGGACACCCAGGCAGAGACAAGACCAGAAUGAUCGAAAAGCUCUACAAACUCAAGAUUAAGCCUGACAACUGCCAAGUCUGUGCAGCAGGCAAAUCAAUGAAAGCCCAGAUGGGGCAAAGCAGCAGGGAAUGUGCAAAAUCACUGAUGGAACUAAUACAUGUUGACCUAGCCAUGCAUUUCUCAAUGAUGAUGGAAUUCACAUGUCUGUUAGUGGCCAUAGAUGAUGCAUCCAGCUUUACAUAUGUUAAACCACUGCAAGCUAAAUCAGAUGCACUUCAAGUAUUGAGAGAAUGGAUCUGA